CAUCAAUUGAUAUCUGUAGAGGUACUUUGCCAGCCCCACUAACCCAAAAAGAGCAAUCUCCGUCCGCAACACCUCUGCGGACAAAGGGUACACAUAACACGCCCAACAAAAAAAGAUCUCUCAAUACUUCCGUCUCCCAUGACAACGCCCACCGGGCCAAAGUCAUCAUCUCGUCGCAGCAGUAACACACGACGCACAGUAAUUUAUCCGGUGCCAUUACAGCCAUGCAUAUUACCCGCUCGCUCGGCGUCAUAGAGGGGCAGAACUCCACCCCUCCACCAGAUGGGUGCCAGAGUGCCCCUCGCGCGCGCGCGACCAACGCGCGUGGGAUGCAGGAGCUAGGAAUUGCGGCUGAGUUCAAGGGAAAAUCUCUGUAUGCUCAAGCGGGUGCUAAAGUGCCUGGUAGACUGGCAUGACCCCGGCCAACGCCAAUUGCGCAUACCGGUGGUAACUAGGGAUGAUGGGUUGAGAUGGAUGAGUGGAUGAAUGCACGCUGCUGCCGCCAGAAGCCUGCGGGUGCCUUGCCUAUACAAUCUAGGCGGGCCAUUCUUUGCCAUUGUGUUUCGCCUCUGCUUUCUUCUAUUUAAUUACGACCGCGUCCCCCCACUCUCGUUCUCCCUCUUCUCUCUUGUAUAUACCCCCUCUUUGAUCUUAUCUCAAUACCGCAACCAUGGUCAACGUUCCCAACAUUGAGCUCAACGAUGGCAACAAAAUGCCUGUCGUGGGAUUUGGUUUAUGGAAGGUUUCUAAUGACACUUGCGCGGAGCAGGUCUACAAUGCCAUCAAGACCGGAUACAGGCUAUUCGAUGGAGCUUGCGACUAUGGAAACGAGGUUGAGUGCGGUCAGGGAGUCGCCCGUGCCAUCAAGGAGGGCAUCGUAAAGCGUGAAGAGCUCUUCCUCGUCUCCAAGCUCUGGAACUCCUUCCACGACGCCGACCAGGUCGAGCCCAUCACCAAGAAGCAGCUCGCUGACUGGGGGAUCGACUACUUCGACCUGUACCUCAUCCACUUCCCCAUCUCCCUCGAAUACGUGUCCCCCGAGACCCGCUACCCCCCUGGGUGGUACUACGACGGCGAGUCGGAGGUGCGUCAUGGCAAGACCUCGCUUGAGAGCACAUGGAAGGCGAUGGAGGGAUUGAAGAAGAGCGGACUCGCCAAGUCGAUUGGUGUCUCCAACUACAGCGGAGCCCUCCUCUUGGACAUGUUCACCUACGCCGAGAUCAAGCCCGCUACCCUGCAAAUCGAGCACCACCCCUACUUCGUACAGCCCAACCUCAUCAAGCUCGCUGAACAGCACAAGAUUGCUGUCACUGCUUACUCCUCUUUCGGUCCUCUCAGCUUCAUUGAGUGCGACAUGAAGGUUGCUGAAGAUACCCCAACGCUCCUCGAGCACGAUAUCAUCAAGAAGGCCGCCGAGAAGCAUGGCAAGACCCCCGCACAGGUUCUCCUCAGGUGGGCCACUCAAAGGGGUUUGAGCGUUAUCCCCAAGAGCAACUCGCCCAAGAGACUGGCUGAGAACCUCGAUGUCACGAGCUUUGACUUGACUUCUGAUGAGAUCUCCCAGAUCUCCGACUUGGACCGCGGUCUCAAGUUCAACGUCCCCACCAACUAUGGAAUCCCCAUCUACGUCUUCGCAUAG
This is a messenger RNA of Periconia digitata, 1639 nucleotides long. NCBI's taxonomy places the organism in Eukaryota, Fungi, Ascomycota, Dothideomycetes, Pleosporales, Periconiaceae. The record is from the annotation of a GenBank genome assembly.